CUUGCCCAGCUCUUCUGGCACCAUUGAGUAUAGCGAGUCUCUCUCUCCUGCACACUAUCUGGAGGUGCAAGUCUUUUCUUCACCGGCUUCUCAUAUCUUUGUAGAUCUGGGCUGUGGUCCUCUGCUGCAGACAUGGCUCCCAAAAAGAACAAGACUGCCAAAAAAAACAAAGGGGAUAUCAAUGAAAUAACCAUAAUGGUCGAGGAUAGCCCGAUCAAUAAUAUCAAUGGGCUGAAUACCUUGUUGGAGGGAGGAAACGGCUUCAGCUGCAUCUCAAGUGAAGUCACUGACCCUGUUUAUGCUCCUAAUCUCUUGGAGGGUCUUACUACCAUGAGGCAGGACAGUUUCCUCUGUGACCUGACCGUCUCCACCAAGUCAAAGUCCUUCGAUGUCCACAAAGUUGUCAUGGCCUCCUGCAGUGAGUACAUUCAGAAUAUCUUAAAGAGCGAUUCCGCCCUCACAAAGAUCGACCUGAACGACCUUUCACCCACAGGCCUGGCCACAGCCAUCACAUACGCCUACUCAGGGAAACUAACCCUGUCGUUGUACAGCAUUGGCAGCACCAUCGCAGCAGCCAUGUUGUUGCAGAUCAACACCCUGGUGAAGAUGUGCAGCGACUUCCUCAUGCAGGAGCUCAGUGCGGAGAACUGCAUGUACGUGGCCAACAUCGCCGACACCUACAACCUCAAAGAAACAAAGCAGGCCACCCAGAAGUUCAUGAGGGAGAACUUUAUAGAGUUCUCUGAGAUGGAGCAGUUCCUGAAGCUCACUUACGAGCAGAUCAACGACUUCCUCAGUGAUGAUUCCCUGCAGUUGCCCUCUGAGAUUACAGCCUUUCAGAUAGCCAUGAAGUGGUUGGACUUCAACGAGAAGAGGCUGAAAUACGCCCCAGAUCUUCUGACCAACAUCCGCUUCGGGACCAUCUCAGCCAUGGACCUGGUCAACCAUGUCCAGAGUGUGCCCAGAAUGAUGCAGGACCCCGAGUGCCAUCGUCUUCUAGUGGACGCAAUGAAUUACCACCUGCUACCCUACCAGCAGAACAUUCUGCAGUCCCGCAGAACAAAGGUACGUGGUGGCAUCCGGGUCAUGCUGACAGUGGGUGGACGACCGGCCUUGACGGAGAAGUCUCUCAGCAAAGAGGUCCUCUACAGGGAUGAUGACGAUGUAUGGAAUAGGCUCACAGAGAUGCCAGCCAAGAGCUUCAAUCAGUGUGUGGCAGUCCUGGAUUGCUUCCUUUAUGUUGCUGGUGGUGAAGACCAGAAUGAUGCCAGGAACCAGGCUAAACAUGCUGUCAGCAACUUCUGCAGGUAUGAUCCUCGAUUCAACACCUGGAUUCAUUUGACCAACAUGAUCCAGAAGCGCACCCACUUCAGUCUCAACACUUUCAAUGGCCUCUUGUUCGCUAUUGGUGGUCGUAACUCUGAUGGAUGUCAGGCUUCAAUGGAGUGCUACGUGCCCUCCACGAACCAAUGGCAGAUGAAAGCCCCCAUGGAAAUCCCCCGGUGCUGCCACGCCAGCUCCGUCAUUGAUGGUAAAAUCCUUGUUAGCGGUGGUUACAUCAACAAUGCGUACUCCAGGGCUGUGUGCAGCUAUGAUCCUUCCACUGAUGUGUGGCAGGAUAAGAACAGUUUGAGCUCCCCUAGAGGCUGGCAUUCCGCUGCUACAGUCGGAGAACGGGCUUACGUGAUUGGUGGCAGCCAGCUGGGUGGCCGUGGAGAGAGGGUGGAUGUCUUAGCUGUUGAGUGUUUCAACCCUCACAAUGGGCAGUGGAGCUACUCUGCCCCCCUGAACACAGGAGUGAGCACUGCUGGUAUCGUCAGCAUGAAUAAUAAGAUCUAUCUUCUUGGAGGCUGGAACGAGAUUGAGAAGAAGUACAAGAAAUGCAUCCAGGUGUAUAACCCUGACCUCAAUGAAUGGACUGAGGACGAUGAGUUGCCAGAGGCUACAGUUGGCAUCUCAUGCUGUGUCGUUACCAUACCCACACGCAAAACACGAGAGUCCAGGUCCAGCUCAGUUUUAUCUGCGCCAGUCAGCAUAUAGAGUCUGGUAGGUCAUUUGAAAAGUAGUUUACUUGCGAAUGGAAGCAAGACCAAAAAUUCUCUAGCCAGUUAAUUUCAGAAAAUCCUUUAUGGCUUUCAAUGCAGAAAGUGAUCAUCCCUACUUAAGGUCAGAAAAGAAGUGACAACAUACAAAUUUCGCGCAUGCAACUAAUCCGGAAUUGAAUCAGAUAUAUUCAAACUGUUUUCAUUACUUUUAUUAAGGCUUUAAUGUGUGACAAUUCAGGAAGUUGUUUUGUGUUGUGAGACUAAUUAAAAUCUUCUGUUAUGAUGGGAA
Molecule: messenger RNA, 2334 nt
Organism: Oncorhynchus masou masou (cherry salmon)
Lineage: Eukaryota; Metazoa; Chordata; Actinopteri; Salmoniformes; Salmonidae
Product: kelch-like protein 31
Exons: 3
Coding region: 133-2040 (635 amino acids)
Biological process (GO): negative regulation of protein phosphorylation
Cellular component (GO): nucleus; cytoplasm
Molecular function (GO): protein binding
Source: RefSeq, a predicted model, not a curated record